Miniopterus natalensis is the source of this 765-nucleotide messenger RNA. RefSeq names its product chromosome 14 C10orf62 homolog (gene C14H10orf62). NCBI's taxonomy places the organism in Eukaryota, Metazoa, Chordata, Mammalia, Chiroptera, Miniopteridae. The record is from RefSeq and is a predicted model, not a curated record.
AUGGGGGCCCUGGAGAACUUCUUGGAGCUCAUCCAGCAGCCAUCAUGCAAGGUGGUGCUGGGGACUGUUCUCUUACUCGGAGGCGGAGGCUUCAUUCUGUGGCUUCAGAAGAGGAGAAGGAGGAAGGUAGCCCCCCAGUCUCCACAAGGUGAGCACGAGCCACAGGAAGGCCACAAGGCGCAGAACGAGAGCUGGAUCAAAUCUCACUUCAGCCGCCUUUCCGAAGAGAAGCUCUCCUCCUACAGCAGCGCCGCGUCCGCCAGCAGCAGCAUCGCCGCCCCGCAGCCCGAGGCAGGCCCCGGGGCGGCCAGCGCCACCAUGCGCACGGACACCGCCACCUCCAGGGAGCCCUUGCCCAGCCAGCAGAGGCUGCCUGGGUCCUCAGGGGCCAGAGAGACCCACAAGGAGCCCUCAUCCACAGAUGAGGCCACAUGGGCCGCCGUGGCUGCCAGUACUAAGGAGAUUGACACCAAGGGACGGCAGGUGGCCAACUCCAUGUUGCAGCGUGCCACAGUUUACCAGAACUCAGGCCACGUGGAUUCCAGGGACAUCAGCCAGGAGGAGCUGAAGGCCCUGGAGGAGGUGGAGAUAAAGCUGAAAAACAAUUUCCUCACCCAGCGGGAAACCACUGUAGCUGGUGUGAACCAUACACACACCUUCCAUGGCCAUAGCCACCAGGAUCAUCCAAGCCACCAGAGCCACCAGAGCCACCACAGCCUGCCCAGCCGCAGCAACCAGACUUACCACCCCUUCCAAGCCACCUAA